AUGAAGAAAGUUACAAUUUUUUUGGUGUUAAUUGUCAACAUAAUAUCAUGCGAACUUAUUCAAAAUAAUGAAAAUGAAUCGAAUCCAGAUUCGUACAGUAAUCCGGGAAUUCUGUAUGAAGAGACACACAAUAAUUGCUUGAGUGACGAACAAGUUUCAGAUAAAAAUCCUUCUAAGAUACCAUCGCUUAUGGAUAAUCCUAUUGGAUUCUUAGAGCCUAGAGAAAUUGAUCUGGCUGAUCGUUGUUUUCCCAAACCAAUAUGUGAUCCCCUUGCUGUGUACAGAACCAUAAAUGGAAGUUGUAAUAAUUUAAUAUUCCCAAUUUGGGGUCGAUCUAAUUCAGCAAACAUACGAAUUAUUGAAGCAGACUAUUCGGAUGGUAAGAGCCAAGAAAGAAGAGCAUUAUCGGGGAAUAAAUUGCCAAACCCUAGGAAAAUACGAACAACUUUGUUAACAGACGUGAAUAGACCCACACUUAAGUAUAAUUUAUUGUUCAUGCAAUUUGGCCAAUUGGUUGCACACGAUACUGAAUUAAUAUUUUCUAAGACUGUUGGUAGUGAUGGAAAUCCAAUAGUAUGUUGCAACUCGGAUGAUUCUACACCAGAAAUUCUACCUCCUGAUUGCCUUCAGAUUACAAUCCCGAAAGAUGAGCCUGGUUAUUCAAAAAACCGAUGUUUAUCAUCUCAGCGAGCCACUGAUACAGCAGAUCUAGGUUGCCAUAUAAAACCAGUCAGACAACAAAUUGGAGUUACCAGUUUUAUUGAUGCUUCAUUAUUAUAUGGUUCAGAUGACAUCACCGCACGUUCUUUACGAACAUUCUCUCAUGGAAAACUCAGGAGACAAAUAGGACCUAAAGGAAAAUCAUAUUUACCUAAUGUUAAACAAGCAACAAAAGAAUGCACCGUGAAUAAUGAUGCGACUGUGUGCUACGCUGCAGGUGAUGUAAGAGUAAACCAACAUCCUAAUAUAGCAGUUGCCACGAUAUCAUUAUUGAGAGCUCAUAACCUACUGUGCGAUGAUUUUAGAAAAAUAAAUCCCGAAUGGGACGACGAACGAUUAUACCAAGAAGCCAGGAGAUUACUCAUCGCAAUGUAUCAGCACGUGGUAUACUAUGAAUUUGUUCCGGGACUUGUAGGAAAAGAUUAUGCCAAAGCAAACAAAUUACAACCAUUAGAAAAAGGUUAUAAUAUGGAUUACGAUAAAUUUUUAAAUCCAACUACGAUGAGUUCUUUUACCGGUGCUGCAUACAGAUCACUUCAUAGCGAAAUACAAGGAUAUAUGGAUUUGGUCAAUGAAUCCAGACAAGUUAAGUCGAAAAUUCGCCUGAGUGACUUUUUUCAAAGAACUGACAUAGUGCAGAGAGGAGACAAUUUUGAUAGUCUUACUAGAGGUUUGCUUACUCAAAUUUCACAGGAACAAGAUCAAUAUUACACAUCUGAAGUUAGCGAAUAUCUAUUCAGAAUUCCGAAUAAAACAGUAGGCUCCGACUUGCCCAGCUUUGACAUCGCACGUGGGAGAGAUUUUGGACUUCCAUCGUAUAAUAAGUUUAGAAAAUUGUGUGGGUUGAGCGAAGCCAAAACUUUUGAAGAUUUUACUGAUCAAAUAUCAAAAAAAAAUGUCGAUACCUUAGCUAGUUUAUACGAGGAUCCAAACGAUGUUGACUUUUACGUAGGUGGUAUAUUGGAAAAACUGAAACCAGGAUCUUCGUUGGGGCACACGUUUCAGUGUAUUUCUGGAGAAAUGUUUUUCAGAUGGAAGUUUGGAGAUCGAUUUUUUUACGAGUUUGGAAACCAAACGGGAUCUUUUCGACCGGAUCAACUUUCUGAAAUACGAAAAUCGACAUUAUCACUCUUAGUGUGUAUGACAUCAGACAUUCAAUCUAUACAACGCAAUGCGUUUGAUGUAAUCAGUAAACAUAAUCCAUUGGUACCUUGCAGUUCCCUACCAAGACUCAAUUUGGAUUAUUGGAAAGAAUGA
Messenger RNA from Macrosiphum euphorbiae (potato aphid), 1977 nucleotides. The record is from the annotation of a GenBank genome assembly. Lineage: Eukaryota; Metazoa; Arthropoda; Insecta; Hemiptera; Aphididae.